UUUCUUUCUCUCUCUCCCUUUUUUUUUUUUCCUUUUAAUUUCUUGUUUGUUUCUUCGCCUACACGCCUAUCAGGAUUUGGUGGGCUUGAGACUGCCAACUCCACCGCCAGUGGGUUUAAUUUUGGGGGUUUCGGAUUAACUGCUAAUCCUGCAGUGAACUUUAAUAUUGGGAAUUUCGGUGUGUCUACCACUUCGGCAACUCCGUUCAAUUUUGGUAACAGUCUGGCAAGUGCAGGUGGGUUUGGAGGAUUUGGGACCACAACCACCACAGCAGGUUCUGCAUUCAGCUUUUCUGCUCCAACUAACACAGGCACUACUGGGCUCUUCGGUGGUACUCAGAACAAAGGUUUCGGAUUUGGUACUGGUUUUGGCACAACAACAGGAACUAGUACUGGUUUGGGGACUGGACUGGGAACUGGACUGGGAUUUGGAGGAUUUAAUACCCAGCAGCAGCAGCAGACAACACUAGGUGGUCUCUUCAGUCAGCCUGCACAAGCUCCAGCCCAGUCCAACCAUCUGAUACAUACAGCAAGUGCUCUCUCUGCUCCAACCCUACUGGGAGAUGAAAGAGAUGCCAUUUUGGCAAAAUGGAAUCAGCUGCAGGCCUUUUGGGGGACAGGAAAAGGAUAUUUUAACAAUAACAAUGCACCAGUGGAAUUCACCCAAGAAAAUCCCUUUUGCCGAUUUAAGGCAGUCGGUUACAGUUGUAUGCCCAGUAACAAAGAUGAAGACGGCCUGGUGGUUUUAGUUUUCAGCAAGAGAGAAGCAGACAUCCGAAGCCAGCAGCAGCAGUUGGUGGAAGCAUUGCAUAAAGUUGUAGGAGGAAACCAGACCCUGGCUGUGAAUGUGGAGGGAAUUAAAGCAUUGCCUGAUGAUCAGACAGAAGUUGUCAUAUAUGUUGUUGAACGUUCUCCGAAUGGUACUUCCAGGAGGGUUCCAGCGACCCCUCUCUAUGCCCGUUUUGAACAGGCUGACAUCAAACCACAGCUGCAGCAACUUGGAGUGAUCCUGUGUGUGCCUCGGACAGAGCUCUCUCCUGCACAGCUCAAACAGCUCUUACAGAACCCCCCUGCUGGAGUUGACCCUAUUAUAUGGGAACAAGCCAAGGUGGAUAACCCUGAUUCAGAAAAAUUAAUCCCUGUACCAAUGGUGGGUUUCAAAGAGCUGCUGAGAAGACUGAAGGUUCAGGAGCAGAUGACAAAGCAGCAUCAGACCAGACUAGAUAUUAUAUCGGAAGAUAUUAGUGAGUUACAGAAAAAUCAAACUACAACUGUGGCCAAAAUUGCACAGUACAAGAGGAAACUCAUGGAUCUUUCCCAUAGAACUUUACAGGUUCUAAUUAAGCAGGAAAUUCAGCGGAAGAGUGGCUAUGCCAUCCAGGCAGAUGAAGAGCAGUUGAGAGUUCAACUAGAUACAAUUCAGUGUGAACUAAAUGCCCCUACACAGUUCAAGGGGCGACUAAAUGAAUUGAUGUCCCAAAUCCGUAUGCAGAAUCACUUUGGACAAGUCAGAUCAGAGGAAAGGUAUCACAUAGAUGCAGAUCUGCUACGAGAAAUCAAGCAGCAUUUGAAACAGCAGCAGGAAGGUCUAAGCCACCUGAUUAGCAUCAUAAAAGAUGAUCUAGAAGAUAUAAAGCUGGUGGAACAUGGAUUGAAUGAAACCAUCCACAUCAGAGGUGGCGUCUUCAGUUGACAUUUACCACCCGGGCUCGAGGUUGGUGAGCUGCAUCCCUGACUGCACCAGGCCCUCCCUCGAGAACUUAUUAGAUGGAGAAGGAGAAAAGAAAUGGAAAAAACCUACCCUCUCCUGGCUUGGUUACUGACAGAUUAUUGUUCAUUGUGUCUGAAAUAACAUGUCACCUCAGUUUUUCAAAGCUAGCCUUUGAAAGGUUUAUGCCUAAAGCUGUAUUUACUUUAAAAAGAGAAGUACACAUUGACCAAAAGUAUAUGUAUUAUUGUACAUUGUUACAACAGCAUCGUACUUUGAAAACAAUCGGUAUUUAGAGGUGAUUCUCCCUUGAGCCUGUACUCUGCUUUCUACAACAAGUAUGAAAUGUCUACUUUGCACAUACAAAAUAAACUGUAUAAUGACUUGGCUGCUGGAGUUUGGGACUUCAGAAUGUAAGUGUACAUCUGUUUUUAUAUUUGUGGGAAGAGUAAAGAAAAUCUUUAAGAAUCUCAAA
Molecule: messenger RNA, 2182 nt
Organism: Echinops telfairi (small Madagascar hedgehog)
Lineage: Eukaryota; Metazoa; Chordata; Mammalia; Afrosoricida; Tenrecidae
Gene: NUP54
Product: nucleoporin 54
Exons: 12
Biological process (GO): protein localization to nuclear inner membrane; NLS-bearing protein import into nucleus; nuclear pore organization
Cellular component (GO): nuclear pore central transport channel; nuclear pore
Molecular function (GO): structural constituent of nuclear pore
Source: RefSeq, a predicted model, not a curated record